UAAUAAUUAACAAUGACCCUAUUCAGUUUCAAGGUGAAUCUGACAAAGUAUGUUGUGAGACUUACGCUACACCGGUUUUAUUUCUCAAAGGAUAUUUGCUUGUAACAGGAAAGGAGUUUUUUGCUGUUAAACCUGUCGGUGUUGUUUGCGAUAUGUUUGUCAUUUAAAGUGGAAACUGAAAGAUAAUUUGUUCUCCGACUGACAUCAGGUAUUUCUGUUGUCAUAACAACAUACACCUUUUACGCAAUUCCACUAUGGCGAACAAAAUGCAAUGUUUUUAGUAAACAAAAAACUCCCAAGAUCCGCUGACAGGUUCAACACAUGCAUUUUAAAGCUCAGGCUUGACAGACUGAUGAAUGGCAAAAUGGCUGAAAGUGGACAAGCUGAACCGGAUGGAGAAAUUGACGCCAGUGAACCACUAACAUUGAAUAGGGACUCACCUUCCUCAAAAAGCUUAAAAAAUGGAAAACACAUAGAAAGUCCAGGCAAGGAUAAGGUUGGAGUUCCUUGGAAGUUUCUAAGAACGAGUUUUAAAGUGGGAAAUGAAAAGAGUCCUUUGACCUCAAACAGCAAAAGGUCAGACAACACCGGCAAUGACCCAAACCAAAUCUCAGAUUCUUUAUUACCAUCUCCAGACUCUCCAGACUUGAAAACUGGAAUAACCUCACAAUCUCCCCAGAGUCAAAAAUCUUCCCUUACCAGAACUAUGUCAGAUUCUGCAGGGUCAAUAACAGGUAGUCUGAUAAAGAGAGGAACAUCACUAAGGCAUAGUUUGGGUCUGGGCACCAAAAAGCUCAAACGGGAACAACUAGAACCUGUUACAGAGGCCAAAACUUUACCUGAAGAGCCAAAUAAAGGGGUUAUGAACGGUAUUAGAGAAGAGGUCAGAGACACAUAUAGUCUACCAGAGAUUCCCACUCACCCUCUGUCAGUAAUGGAGAUUAACAAACUGAUAGAGAUGGAAGUUUUGGAGGAGGCUUAUGUGAACCUGCUGUCCCUGCGUAUGGAGCUUCAACAGGAGCGCCAGACCCAGGAAAAUGAAGAUUGUCCCAUUGAGCUCGUCCAUAAAGAGAAAGAUCUCCAUUUGCUGUAUGGGACACUCAGAAACAAAAUGUCUAAUAUUGUACGCACAUCCAGCACCAUGCCCUCUCGUAAUAAAGAGCUGUUAGUGUAUGUGGCCUACAUUACUUUGGAGGAAGAGACGAGGGAAGGACAACCAGGAGGCAUGCUGGGAUGGAAGGUGGCAUGGAAAGAUGCAGUACGAGAUGGAGUUAGAGACACUUUGAAGAAAGUUCAUCUGGACAGCCCUGAACAAAACAUUUCUUGGUUGGCUGUGCAUCUGGGUCUUCUGGGUAAAGCGGUUGUAAAUGAUUUGGAGACAGUGAAGGCAGAACUUGUGAGCUCAUAUCCAGCAGACUUUAAUGUGUUUGAAACCUAUGUUUCGUGUCAUCAUGAGAUUGUGGAGGAGCAUUUAAAGGGGCUUCAGGAGAAGGUGACAGAACUGAAAGAUCACUAUGCAUUCCUGGAUUUUAUUAUUCAUCGCUACGCCAGUGAGAAGAUAAUGGGCAGCAGCUCCUUACAACCAGAGAUGAAGGAAGAAUGGAAAGCUUUGCCAAUAGACAAGGAUUUUCUUAAUCAGAUCAAAAGCAAAUACUGCAGUCGCUUACAGACUGACAUGAGAAAAUCACUCGAUAGAAUUAUUGAUCUGGAAAAUGAGGAGAUGUGGAUAAACAGGAGAAAACCAACAAUAGAUGAAGGACUCUACAGCUCACACAUGGACAUGGACAUAUGGACGAAUAUUAAAGGACAUGUACAAGGAUCCAGCAGAAUUGAUGUGAACCUUGAGGAGAAAGUUUUGCGUUCCUGUCUGGAGGAACUGAAGCUAUUUCCAAAACGAUUUGAGUCAGCGUUUGUUGAAUGGAGCACUAAUGUGUCCAACUUAUCUCUCUGGGCAGAGUAUCACAUCAGUUACAUAAACAGCUUUAGCGCCCUAAAAGAGCACAUGGAAAGUUGUAAGGGACUUAAUAAGGGCUUAAUUCCACUGGAACAGGUUCAAAAGGAAAUUGAUGGACUGACCAACAGAUUGAUUCAAAGUCUAAUGGAGCCCUUCAAAACAGAUGUCAAGCCUUUUCUCAGGAGACAAAUGACAAGAAAAUGGUUUUCAUUUGAUGAUGAUUUUGCUCAGCUCAUCAGUAAAAUUAAAAGUCUCUCUGAACAGACCAAAUACAUGAGCCCAAAAUAUAAACAGACUUUUGUAAAUGAAGCACACUUUUUUGUGGUGAAAGAAUAUGUGUCUCAACUCAUGAAGAAUAACUACACAUGCAAAAACCGAAAGAAUGAGACAGCAGCCUCUAAGAUCGCUGACCAAUGGACUGAACUGAAAGAGCUUUUCCAAGCCAUGAAUUCCACAUUAGAUUGGCUCCAUCCUGUCGGUUACCAGCUGAGCAAGAUCGUUGGAUGUAAAAAAAGUGACAUAACACACAACCUACAGCCAUUGGUUGAGAACUGUCCUGAUUUCAGAAAGAGUCAUCUCUCAGCUGUGCUGUACUUUCGAGGAGUUAUCAGAGGACGGGAAAAACAAAUUGUACUGCGGCGACUCAUGGAGCUGAAGCAGAGGAUUGGGAAUGAAGGGAAUAAAGAGCAUGUGCUCUUUAGUGAGAUUCAAGCAGCUGUAAACACAGACUGCUUCGCUGGUACACCCUUCACUUGUUUUUCCUUUAUUGUCCCACACGGUUAAUUAAAAAAAGCACUUUAUUUGAUUUGGCUGUAGCCAUGUGAAUGUAAACAGUAAAGUGUGUGCCUACAUACAUUAUUUAUAAUCUUAUAUUAUUUUAAGAUAAUAUUGACAAAAAUCAAUCACAUUACAGUUCUGAAUUACUGUAUGUUACCAAAGCUGUUUAGUUUGUCUUUUUAAGUGCAUCGCAAGUGUUAUAUACUGUAAUUGCAUUGCUUGAAAUUCUGUAUUCGGGUUUAAACUUUCUUUUGGUUUUAACUC
Molecule: messenger RNA, 2995 nt
Organism: Paramisgurnus dabryanus
Lineage: Eukaryota; Metazoa; Chordata; Actinopteri; Cypriniformes; Cobitidae
Gene: exoc3l4
Product: exocyst complex component 3-like 4
Biological process (GO): exocyst localization; exocytosis
Cellular component (GO): exocyst
Molecular function (GO): SNARE binding
Source: RefSeq, a predicted model, not a curated record